This is a messenger RNA of Andrographis paniculata, 529 nucleotides long. RefSeq lists its product as uncharacterized. The transcript has a single exon. Lineage: Eukaryota; Viridiplantae; Streptophyta; Magnoliopsida; Lamiales; Acanthaceae. The record is from RefSeq and is a predicted model, not a curated record. The coding region runs from base 108 to 413 and encodes 101 amino acids.
AUCGACACGUUGCAAAAGCAAAGACACGUCAUCACCGGCCAACACGACACGUGGAAAACCCCCGCAGUGUUUAAAUUGCUCACCGCCGGCUUUCGGCUCACUGAAAAAUGGCGAGCGGCGAAGAAGGUUGGCGAAAGAACGCAGACACGCACAAAAUGAGCUCCGAGGAGGUGCGGCGAGCCGGCGUGGAGGCUUCCAAGCGGCCGCCGGGUCACAACCCGGGCGAAAUCCUCCACCAGCGCCGGAAUCUACCCUACAAUCUCUACACAAUGACCCUCGCUGGCGUUGCCAUUGUCGGCGGUCUGUGGUACUUCACUUUGUACACCAAGAAAAAGCCCGAAGCCACCGCCGGCGACGUGGCUCGUGUCUCCGCCGGCGUAGCCGAUCCUCAGGACACCAAGCCAAGAAAAUAGUGAAGCAACAUAUAUGAAAUAGUUAGCUGAUCAGCUUCCCCUGCACUUGUAAUAAUUAAUUAAAUAGAAAAGAAAAAAUUGCCAUUUUCAUUAUAUAUAUAUAUUGCAGUACUUCA